Molecule: messenger RNA, 556 nt
Organism: Culex quinquefasciatus (southern house mosquito)
Lineage: Eukaryota; Metazoa; Arthropoda; Insecta; Diptera; Culicidae
Gene: RpL29
Product: 60S ribosomal protein L29
Exons: 2
Coding region: 154-384 (76 amino acids)
Biological process (GO): cytoplasmic translation
Cellular component (GO): cytosolic large ribosomal subunit; ribosome
Molecular function (GO): structural constituent of ribosome
Source: RefSeq, a predicted model, not a curated record
CAUCGAACUGUGCGUGUUGCAUACUGGCAGGCGUUUUAAAGGUGUGCUUCCCGGUUUGUCCACCAGCGACCAAACUGUCAUCGCCAUACUCUUUCCGGUUUUUGACUUGCGGCUGAUCAGUUCUGUUUUUCUGAAAACCAACAACCACCAGCAAUGGCCAAGUCCAAGAAUCACACCAAUCACAACCAGAACCAGAAGGCCCAUAAGAACGGCAUCAAGAAGCCCAAGCGCCAGCGCAACGAGUCGACCCGCGGAAUGUGCCAAAAGUUCCUGCACAACCUGCGCUUCUCGAAGAAGGGCAACCUGAGCCGCGAGGAGUCCCUCCAGCGGGCCGAGGAACGCAAGGCAAAGUUCGCCGGACAGCCAGCUCCGGUCAGGCUGUAGGAUGGGCAUGGUGACAAUUGAAGAUGCGCUUUUGUGGGAGGUGUGUGUUUGGGCAAACGUUUUGUACACAAGUGCGAUUGCGAGCUUCGUGGAGAAAUAAAGGUUUUUGGAAGGAGUUCCAAUGAAAUCCCCUGAGGGAUUGUUGGCUCCGGACAAAACUUAUGAAACGCUA